AUGUCUUCGCUUCAGAUAAUUGGUGAAAAGGGUAGCUCCUUAUUAACAUUGGCCAGUAAUUUGAAAUUAUCUUUAGUUUCUGCUAUUUAUCAACCUAAAUUAAGUGUUUCCUUAAGUGAAAAUGAGUCAUCUCUCUCAUUGAUCGAUAAGAAGUCAGGUUUUGAAUUAUCGGAACCGAAUGCUAUUGUAAAAUAUCUUGCAAAUGAUUUCAACAAAGAUAAGUUGCUCGAAUUCGAAGAAACUAGUCUUUACAAGGCUGCAAAAUCAAAUAAAAAAGAUGCGAUUGUUCAGGCUAUCAAUGAGAGCUCUAUAAAGCUUGAAAAGGCCGAGACUUCAACGAGCCAGAUUAUUCUUUUUGCCGCUGUGUAUGGUGCUUUAAGUGGCGGCAAGUAUGAGACUCCAUUUGACAAGUGGUUUAAAGAAUUUAGUGAACUUCCAAAGGUUUCUGAGGCUAUUAAGCAUGCGUUAUCCAUCACAACAUUAGAGAGACAAAAGAGCGAGAAUACUGGAGCCCAAAAGGUGAAAACAGGUCACUUAGUCAAGAAGCAAGCGGAUAGAAUUCUUCCUAAGGAGAACGAAAGAAAUAUCUUAAUUACGUCUGCCUUGCCUUAUGUUAAUAAUGUUCCACAUUUAGGUAAUAUUGUUGGUUCAGUUUUAUCAGCAGACAUUUAUGCUCGUUAUGCCAAGAACAGAAAUUAUAAUGCCUUGUUCAUUUGCGGUACAGAUGAGUACGGAACUGCUACUGAAACUAAAGCAUUAGAAGAAAAGAUUACCCCAAAACAAUUGUGUGAUAAAUACCAUAAGAUUCAUAAGGAUGUUUACGAUUGGUUUGAUAUAGGAUUCGAUUACUUUGGUAGAACUACCACCAGUCAGCAAACUGAGAUUGCCCAAGAUAUUUUUAUGAAAUUGUUUGAUAAUGGCUAUUUAGAAGAGAAAACCACUGAACAAUUGUACUGUCAGGAACAUAAUGCAUUCUUGGCAGAUAGAUUUGUUGAAGGUACUUGUCCUAAAUGUCAAUACGAAGAUGCCAGGGGCGAUCAAUGUGACAAAUGUGGUUCCUUAUUGAAUCCAUUCGAAUUGGUAAACCCUCGUUGUAAGGUUGAUAAUGCUAAACCUAUCCCUAGAAACUCCACUCACAUUUACAUUAAAUUGGAUGAUUUGGAACCAGAACUUAAAGCAUGGGUUGAAGAAGCGUCUGAAAAGGGUGCUUGGUCUAAGAAUUCCAAGACCAUCACUAAUUCAUGGUUGAAGCAAGGCUUGGAACCAAGAUGUAUCACAAGAGAUUUGAUUUGGGGUACACCUGUUCCAUUGGAAAAAUUCAAGGACAAGGUCUUGUAUGUCUGGUUUGAUGCCACUAUCGGUUAUGUAUCUAUCACAGCCAAUUACUUCAAGGACAAUAAAACAGAGGACUGGAAGAAAUGGUGGAGAAACCCAGAAAAUGUCGAUUUAUACCAAUUUAUGGGUAAGGAUAAUGUUCCGUUCCAUACAGUUGUUUUCCCAGCUUCCCAAAUUGGUACCAAAGACAAUUGGACUAAAUUACACCACUUGAACACAACUGAAUACUUGCAAUAUGAAAAUGGUAAGUUCUCUAAAUCUAGAGGUGUAGGUGUUUUUGGUAAUAAUGCCAAGGAAACUAAUAUUUCUCCAUCAGUUUGGAGGUACUACUUAGCCUCCGUGAGACCUGAAUCCUCUGAUUCACACUUCUCUUGGACUGAAUUUGUUACUAAAAACAACUCCGAGUUAUUAGCUAACUUAGGUAACUUCGUCAAUAGAUUGGUCAAGUUUGUUAUUGCCAAAUAUAACGGGGUUGUCCCAGAAUUUGACCCAAAGAACAUUCCAGACUACAAUAAAUUUAAUACUGAAAUCAACCAAUUAUUAGCAAAUUACAUUGAAAAUAUGGAAGCUGUUAAUUUACGUCGUGGUUUGGAAAUUGCUAUGUCUAUCUCAUCUCGUGGUAACCAAUUUUUACAAGACAACAAAUUAGAUAAUAAUUUAUAUACCAAUUUACCGGACAAAUCUGAUGCUGUUAUGGGUGUUGGUUUAAAUUUGAUUUACUUGGUUAGUGCUAUUAUUAGUCCUUUCAUGCCAGAAUGUACCACCCAAAUUUGCCAAGUUUUGAAUGCUCCUCCAUUAUCUAUUACUGACAAGUUUGAGUUGGUUUUAGAACCUGGUCACUGCAUUGGUAAGGCCCAAUACUUGUUUAAGAGAAUCGAUGAAAGUAAAAUUGACGAAUGGAGAAGCUUAUAUGGCGGUCAACAAAAGGCCUAG
This is a messenger RNA of Debaryomyces hansenii CBS767, 2268 nucleotides long. RefSeq names its product methionine--tRNA ligase (gene MES1). The transcript has a single exon. The record is from RefSeq and is a predicted model, not a curated record. NCBI's taxonomy places the organism in Eukaryota, Fungi, Ascomycota, Pichiomycetes, Serinales, Debaryomycetaceae. Gene Ontology annotation, cellular component: aminoacyl-tRNA synthetase multienzyme complex; cytosol. Gene Ontology annotation, molecular function: methionine-tRNA ligase activity; ATP binding. Gene Ontology annotation, biological process: methionyl-tRNA aminoacylation. The coding region runs from base 1 to 2268 and encodes 755 amino acids.